Messenger RNA from Hibiscus syriacus, 1362 nucleotides. RefSeq names its product splicing factor U2af small subunit B-like. The coding region runs from base 209 to 1048 and encodes 279 amino acids. Gene Ontology annotation, cellular component: spliceosomal complex; U2AF complex. Gene Ontology annotation, molecular function: metal ion binding; pre-mRNA 3'-splice site binding. NCBI's taxonomy places the organism in Eukaryota, Viridiplantae, Streptophyta, Magnoliopsida, Malvales, Malvaceae. The transcript has a single exon. Gene Ontology annotation, biological process: mRNA splicing, via spliceosome. The record is from RefSeq and is a predicted model, not a curated record.
AAAGAAUAAAUCAUAAUUUCCCGUUUCCCCCUUCUUCAACAAAACGAGAAGUCCAGAAUUAGGGUUUCGAUAACCCUAACCCCCACCGCAGCCCCUCCAUUUCCGACGCCAUUUUGGCUAAUUUUUCCUUCAAUUAGAUCGAAGAUUUUGAAUUAAAUUACCUUCAUCAGUCUUCUGCGCGUGUUUUUCCCCUUAAUUCAAAGCAACAAUGGCGGAGCACUUGGCCUCAAUCUUCGGUACCGAGAAAGACCGCGUCAAUUGCCCCUUCUAUUUCAAGAUCGGAGCAUGCCGGCACGGGGACAGGUGUUCACGUCUCCACAACCGGCCGACGAUCUCACCAACGCUCCUUCUUUCCAACAUGUACCAGCGACCAGACAUGAUCACCCCCGGCGUCGAUGCCCAGGGCCAGCCAAUCGACCCCCGCAAGAUCCAGGAACACUUUGAGGAUUUUUACGAGGACAUCUUCGAGGAGCUCAGCAAGUUUGGUGAGAUCGAGAGCCUCAACAUCUGUGAUAACCUCGCCGACCACAUGAUCGGAAACGUGUAUGUUCAGUUCAAGGAGGAAGAUCAGGCGGCAGCCGCCCUCCAGGCACUUCAAGGAAGAUUCUACUCUGGCCGUCCUAUCAUUGCCGAUUUUUCCCCUGUCACCGACUUCCGCGAAGCGACUUGUCGGCAAUACGAGGAGAAUAGCUGUAACCGUGGAGGUUACUGUAAUUUUAUGCAUGUCAAGGUAAUCGGGAGGGAGUUGAGAAGGAAGUUGUUUGGGAGGCACCGCAGGUAUAGCGCUAGCCGGAGCAGGAGUAGGAGUGCUAGUCCUCGCCACCACCGACGUGAGAGGGAUUAUAGGUCUCAGUCCCAUGACCGAGACCGCGAUGAUCAUCGUGAUAGGAAUGGACGAAGAUCGGAUAGGCACGACCGUGAUGGAGGCAGCAGGCGAAAACAUGGGAGUCCUAAACGAAGCAGAAGCCCCCCACCAGCUAGGGAAGGAAGUGAGGAGCGGAGAGCCAGGAUUGAGCAAUGGAACCGAGAGAGGGAAGAGAAAGAGUAAUAAACAGAUUGUCGGGUCUAUGUUUCUAUAUCUAUAUUUCUUCCCCUUUGGUAAUUAUAUCUAAUUCUAGACUCAGUUCAUGUUUUUGCUAUGUUUCUGCAAUUUGGGUUGAACUUAAGUAUCCAUUUAGAUGGAUGAUGGCAACAAUCUUAGCUGUAACAAUGGUCUUUGUCUUCUUAGUGUCUGCUUUAAAUGCAGUACUUGUGUCUCUGUUUACCUACCCCUGUUUUAAUGAGAUUAUUAUGCUUUUGCUUUAUGUUCCAACUUAUAAACCUGCCUUAGGCUAAUUGUAUUUCAGUGCAUAUGGACGGAAU